GUCCUCCCAGGGGACGCCCCGCCCGCCUCCUCGGACGCCCCGCCCACCCGCCUCGCCCCUGACAGCCACAUUCUAAGGUGCGGAGUAAGCUGCUGGCUCAUUCAUCUCUACUAGAAGGUGCCCUUUUCCACCAGCCCUUCUGCAUCCUGACGGGGAGAACAGGACAGCGCCUGGCUCGGGCUGCCCGCAAUGGCCCUCCUGACACACCUGCUGGUCUGCAUCUUCGGCAUGGGCUCCUGGGUGGCUAUCAACGGGCUCUGGGUGGAGCUGCCCCUGCUGGUGACCGAGUUGCCCGAGGGCUGGUACCUGCCCUCCUACCUCACUGUGGUCAUCCAGCUGGCCAACAUAGGCCCCCUUCUAGUCACCCUGUUGCAUCGCUUCCAACCUGGCUGCCUGUCUGAGGUGCCCGUGAUCUUCCUCAUCUUGUGCAUAGGCACAGCUGCCUGCCUCCUCUUGGCCUUCUUGUGGAACAUGACCUCCUGGAUCCAGGGCGGACGCCAUAGUGUGGCCUUCAUCGUCCUCACCUUCUUCCUGGCCCUGGUGGACUGCACCUCCUCUGUCACUUUCUUGCCCUUCAUGAGCCAGCUGCCCACGUACUAUCUUACCACCUUCUUUAUAGGGGAGGGGCUCAGUGGCCUCCUGCCAGCACUGGUGGCUCUUGCCCAAGGCUCGGGUAUCACUACCUGUAUCAAUGCCACAGAGACACCAGGCACCCCCUUGAGCCCUGUGACCACAGUGGAGAGCGACAUCACCCAGACCGCCCACAGUCCUCCCCUGUCGCCCCUCGCCUGGCACCUGGAGAGCCGCUACCUGGCCCCACGCUUCUCACCACUUCUGUUUUUCCUCCUGCUGUCCUCCCUCAUGGGCUGCUGCCUGGUUGCCUUCUUCAUCCUGCAGCGGCAGCCCUGGGGACGGCAAGGCUCCAUAGAGGACCUUCUCCACUCCCAGGUCACCCUGCACUCCAUCAGGCCGCGAGACACAGAGGACACCAGCUCACUGGGUGCCCCUGUAAGCAGCCCAGGCAAGGGGCCAGUGGAAGUCAGUGUAGCCUCCCUCCGCCCAGCCCAGCUGACCUUCAUCUACUCCGUGGUGGCCUUUGUCAACGCACUCACCAAUGGCGUGCUGCCUUCAGUGCAGACCUACUCCUGUCUGCCUUAUGGACCUAUUGCCUACCACCUGUCUGCCACCCUCAGCUCCGUGGCCAGCCCUGUUGCCUGUUUCCUCCCCAUCUUCCUGCCUAACAGGUCGCUACUGUUCCUGGGGAUGCUCACAUUGUUGGGAACCAGCUUUGGGGCCUACAACCUGGCCAUGGCUGCCAUGAGCCCCUGCCCCAUCCUGCAGGGUCACUGGGGUGGAGAAGUUCUCAUCGUGUUCUCCUGGGUGCUGUUUGCUGCCUGUCUCAGCUAUGUCAAGGUGAUGCUGGGUGUGAUCUUACGUGACCGGAGCCGCAGUGCCCUCUUGUGGUGUGGAGCAGCGGUGCAGCUGGGCUCGCUGAUCGGCGCCCUGCUCAUGUUCCCAUUGGUUAAUGUGCUGCAGCUCUUCUCAUCAGCUGACUACUGCAGCCUGGAUUGUUCUGUCUAGCCUCACUCGGCCAUCACAGGACACCGCCGCUGAGGUGGAAAACCAGAACCCAGAGAGGCAAAGGCUAACAACCCCUGCCCCCUUUUCUGUGUGGUCAGAGAUCUGGAACUGAGCUUUUUAACCCAAAAGCCCUUCCCCCUAACCCCCGGAGCUGCAAAGCACAGCCCUCCCCCAACACUGUGCCCAGUGCUUAGGAGCCCCAGUUACAGACUUUGUUCUUUGACUUCAGAGAGAUCUGGUUUGUAGUAUUCAGCUGGAGGCAGACCAAGGACAUUAGGGGGAGAGGGUGGGAGAUUAAUCUGCCUGUUGCCUGCUGUGGGAACUUGGGGAAGUCUCUUGACUCCUCAUUAAGGAGGCUGUGGUAAGCAGCCUUUAGCUCAGGCAUCUAGUGGGCUCCUGAGAAAGUUGAGGGAACUCCUGCCUCUGAGAGCAAACCCCACCAGGAUGUACAGCAGACAGGGAGGACCUUAGAAAGGAGUCUCAGACAGUAGGGGUUUUGUCUGUAAUUAUUAUCUGGUUUUUGUAUUUUGUCCCUUUUUAUAAGAAUUAAACUUUGUAUGCUUUUACAGUA
Phodopus roborovskii (desert hamster) is the source of this 2152-nucleotide messenger RNA. It is a transcript of the gene Slc52a3, whose product is annotated as solute carrier family 52 member 3. Lineage: Eukaryota; Metazoa; Chordata; Mammalia; Rodentia; Cricetidae. Gene Ontology annotation, molecular function: riboflavin transmembrane transporter activity. Gene Ontology annotation, cellular component: plasma membrane. Gene Ontology annotation, biological process: riboflavin transport. The record is from RefSeq and is a predicted model, not a curated record. The transcript has 5 exons. The coding region runs from base 190 to 1581 and encodes 463 amino acids.